Pseudonaja textilis is the source of this 3518-nucleotide messenger RNA. It is a transcript of the gene MRE11, whose product is annotated as MRE11 double strand break repair nuclease. The record is from RefSeq and is a predicted model, not a curated record. Gene Ontology annotation, biological process: double-strand break repair via nonhomologous end joining; mitochondrial double-strand break repair via homologous recombination; mitotic G2 DNA damage checkpoint signaling. Gene Ontology annotation, molecular function: 3'-5'-DNA exonuclease activity; single-stranded DNA endonuclease activity; manganese ion binding. Gene Ontology annotation, cellular component: site of double-strand break; nucleus; Mre11 complex. Lineage: Eukaryota; Metazoa; Chordata; Lepidosauria; Squamata; Elapidae.
GUGGGUGGGAAAGACGGGAGUUGCGGAGUUCACGCGAGAAGUGGUUGCCGGCGCUCGCGGGAGAGGGCCGGAAAGUAUGAAAAAGGGAAAGUUGGGUCUUGACUGAAAGUCUGGUUUUAUUUAGUCAUUUGGUUUGUGAGACCUUUUGUAAAUUGGACCCAGGCUGACUGUGGAUAUGAGUUCUACCACUUCCAGAGAUGAAGAAGAAAAAGACACGUUUAAAAUUUUAGUUGCUACAGACAUUCACCUUGGAUAUUUGGAGAAGGAUGCUUGUCGUGGAAAUGAUACUUUUGUAACCUUUGAUGAAAUAUUGAAACUUGCUCAAGAUAACGAGGUGGACUUCAUUUUAUUAGGUGGGGAUCUCUUUCAUGAAAACAAGCCUUCCCGAAAAACAAUAUAUACAUGUUUAGAAUUAUUAAGAAAAUAUUGCAUGGGUGACCGUCCUGUACAAUUUGAAAUUCUGAGUGACCAGUCAGUUAACUUUGCCUUUAGCAAGUUUCCAUGGGUGAACUACCAAGAUGAAAAUCUCAACAUUUCUAUUCCAGUUUUUAGUAUUCAUGGCAACCAUGAUGAUCCCACUGGGGCAGAUGGUCUUUGUGCUUUGGACAUUUUAACCUGUGCAGGACUUAUUAAUCAUUUUGGACGAUCACCAUCUAUAGAGAAAAUAGAAAUUAGUCCCAUUUUGCUUCAAAAAGGAAAUUCAAAGAUUGCUCUUUAUGGAUUAGGAUCUGUUCCCGAUGAGAGACUAUAUCGGAUGUUUGUGAAUAAACAAGUAACCAUGUUGAGGCCGAAAGAAGAUGAAGAUAGAUGGUUUAACAUGUUUGUCAUUCAUCAGAACAGGAGUAAACACGGCGCCACAAACUAUAUUCCAGAACAGUUUCUAGAUGACUUCAUUGACCUUGUCAUUUGGGGUCAUGAACAUGAAUGUAAAAUAUCUCCAACCAGAAACGAGCAACAACUUUUCUAUGUUUCUCAGCCAGGAAGUUCGGUGGUUACAUCUUUGUCACCAGGGGAAACUGUCAGAAAACAUGUUGGCUUGUUGCACAUCAAAGACAAAAAAAUGAAGAUACAGAAGAUUCCUCUCCAGACGGUACGGCCUUUCUACCUUGAAGACCUUGUUCUGGCUGACAACUCAAACUUAUUUCUCCCAGACAACCCCAAAGUCACACAAGUAAUACAAGAUUUCUGCAUGGAGAAGGUUGAAAUGAUGCUGGAUAAUGCAGAAAGACAACGUCUUGGAAAUCCCAAGCAACCAGAGAAGCCUCUAAUAAGAUUACGAGUGGAUUACAGCGGAGGCUUCGAACCAUUCAGUAUGGUUCGUUUCAGCCAGAAAUACAUGGAUAGAGUGGCUAAUCCAAAAGAUAUUAUACAUUUUUUCAGGCAUCGGGAACAAAAAGAGAAAAAUGAAGACGAAGUUAACUUCAGAAAACUGGUCCACAGGCCUGCAGCUGAGGGAACAACACUUCGGGUAGAGGAUUUAGUAAAGCAAUAUUUCCAAACAGCAGAGAAGAAAGUGCAGCUUUCUCUUCUGAGCGAGAGGGGCAUGGGGGAAGCCGUGCAAGAAUUUGUGGACAAGGAAGAGAAGGACGCUAUUGAAGAACUGGUGAAGUUCCAGCUAGAAAAGACCCAGCGAUUUCUGAAGGAGCGGCAUAUAGAUGCCGAAGAAGCCAAAAUCGAUGAGGAGGUGCAGCGUUUCAGAGAAUCAAAAAAAAAGAACACAGUAGAAGAGGAUGAGGAAGUUCGUGAGGCUAUCAACAGGGCCAAGGCCAGAUCUCAGGAGACUGAUUAUGCUUCAGCAAUGAGUGAUGAGGACCUGAUGGAUGCGACCACCUUUGACCAAGGAGUCAAUGAUGACUCGGACGACUCUUUAGCUCCCAGCUGGGGUAGACAGAGAGGUCGGGCAAGAGGCAGAGGACAGAAUGUCUCAACCAGGAGAGCAUCUCGGCGAGGAAGAGGAGGAAGUGCUGGCCGUGAUCAGACUGGCAGCAGCAGAACAUAUAAACCUGCAACUACUACAAAAACUAUGUCGAUUUUAGAUGCUUUUAAGUCAUCCAGACAGCAACCCUCCCGAAACAUGUCUGCCAAGAAUUAUUCAGAGGUGAUUGAAGAUGAUGAUUCUGAUAUGGAGGUGUCUUUUUCCACUUCUUCUACAAAUCAAAGAUUACCAACCACAUCAACGCAAAGUCAGAGGAGCUCUCAGAGCCAAGCAUCAAAAGGUGUUGCCUUUGAAUCAGAUGAGGAUGAAUUAUUUGUUUCCACUUCGGGAAGAAAAAGAUAAUAACUUCCGAAGCCCAAGCAUAGAAGGGAAGUGCAAAAAUUACUUCUGCAAAGGGGACCCGAGAUGUUUGCACCUGGUUCUCUGUAAUUUUACUGUAUUGUCUGGAAACUGGUGGCUUCCUUGAAGAAGAUUGCUUCCUUACUCUGUAUCUGCAACGCCAUCAGGCGUGCACAAAUAUCCUGCUUAAUGCUCCAAUCCAGAGUUCACUUGAGUGGAAAUGCGUAAAAAGUAAUAUUUCCUCUUAGGGAUGGCAGUUUUCACUGAGGCCUACUUGCUGCUUACUUUGUGAUUCUUGUAAUCUGUCCAGGAGUGUGAAGUUAGGAACGUUCUGGAGCUGUGUGAGGGAAAAGAGAAUUCAGAAAAAUGGUCCCUCAUUUCUUCCAACAAGAAGUCACCAAACUUCAGUCACUUCCUCACUCAGGGCAACCUCAAAUAUACCUGAAUGGAGAUGGCCGUUUCUGUAUCCAAUACUUAAAGGCAAAGGAAAUGUGUUACAGCAUUUCUUUCAAAGGGCUCCGAUGUCUUUUUCAUUUUACAGAGGAAUAAAUUAGAACCGGUUGAGUAAGAGAGCAAACGCCAUUUUUACAUUCCAUAUUUUACAAGUCUCCAACUUUCAUAAAAGAGGAAAUGCCCCAAGUCAAAACUGAUUAUGGGAGUCAGUGAUUCAGUGAAAUUAAAUGCUUGGAUACAAAACAAGAUUCCUUUUGACAAUAAGCUACAGUGAGGAGGAUUUCAAAAUAUAUAUUUUCAACUUUUAAACUUAACUCGUUAUAAUGGGGUGCAUAUAAUCAUUUCUGGGAUUUUCAGAAGGAGCUAGUUAUAGUUUAAUAAGCUGAACGUGAGCUGGUGUUGAUUCAGGGCCCAGAAUCAUAAACUUGGCAAUAAUUUCAUUGAUAUGUUCAGAAAGUAAAAAUUCAUGAGAAACUUUCAAGCGGACGUAAAUUUGUUUUUUCCCCGAGUUUAACUUUGCUCAACUGGAUCUCAGUGGUUUGAAAAACAAAAAUCAGUUUGAAAAUACGUCCUUUAAGAUAAGCUCACUCUGAAUUUUAGUAUGGGGCUUUAGUGUAGCAUGAGGCUUUAAAACUAUGUUGGCCUGGGAAAUAUUUUGCGGUGCAACAUAUUUUACCAUGGAAAGUCCAUUCACUGUUGAUCACUAUGUUUUAAAUUUAUUCUACAAACCCUAGAAAAUUGGGCAAAGGAUAUGAAAUGUGUGAUAUGGAAUAAAGUUUUCUGACAUGUU